AUGCAACGCGAAUUAAACAGCGGUCAUAUUCUAUAUUUACUAAUUGGACUAGCAUUUAUCAUUGUACCAUGGAAUGUUCUCUUGUAUUACAUCAAUUGGCGAUACAUAAAAAUUACACCGAAAAAUUUUUCAUUAUUAUUUCCGCGCAAUACUUUAAGUAACACCCAAAAAUGUUCACUUCUCCUAAUUACUUUAAAGAUACUUAUUUCGGCAUGUUUGCUUCUUUCAUCAUGGAUUCCAGCAAUUGCAACCUGUAGAAAUCAUGGUGUAGAACGCAAUAUUGCUGAAUUAAUAUUCCUACCACAAAUAUUUAACAAAACUUCACCGUUAUGCCUAUUUUUCAUUCCGUUCGGUUUUCUACCACUCAUACAUAUUCCAACUCUUGUAUUUUACAUGAUUGUUACAGUUAGUGAAGAAUCUUCGCGUGGGUAUGCAAUAAAAACAUUCAUGAUAUACUGUAAUGUUAUACUAGCAAUUAUUUAUUAUCUAUCAGCAUAUUUCAUGGGCAACGAAAUUAAUUCAUUUAAGGAAUCAUUUCAUUUGGAAUGUACUGUUAAAACGAAACAUUGGAUGGUGGCAGUGAUACUUGCAUACUUGAUUAACGCCUUAUGUAUGAUAACUGUCAUUCUCCUGAUUAUCAACCGAUUAACUGAAUCAAGCGGUAACGAGAAAGAUGAUCCUUUAAUGAAUAAAGAAGCGGAAUCACUUGAACAAGUAAGCAAUAUAUCAAUGAGUACGGCACAUUCUAUAUCAUUUCAUGCCAACCAUGGCACAAUCGAACUUACACCAGAGCCAUUCGUCGUCAACUGCGAUAGUAAUGGAAUCCUUAAUCUGAGAAAUGCUUACAGCAAUCAAUGGGUUGCUAUUCGACUUCUUACCAACAACAAUGGUGCAUUAAACAUUCAUCCAACCAAAUUUCUAUUGCCACCGGGACGUGUUAGCGCUGCUGAAAUAACAAUGACAAAUAAGGUAGCAAUGAAAGAAGAGCCAUCUAGCCGACUUCUUGUACAAUGGUAUACGAUUGGUGCAUAUUGUCCAGCACGAAAUGUGAAUACUCUCUGGACAAGACCGUAUUGUGUCCCACGUGAUCAAUGGCAUUACAAAAUUAUUCCUAUCUAUUUCACUUUUUCUUAA
This is a messenger RNA of Cercopithifilaria johnstoni, 1134 nucleotides long. NCBI's taxonomy places the organism in Eukaryota, Metazoa, Nematoda, Chromadorea, Rhabditida, Onchocercidae. The record is from the annotation of a GenBank genome assembly.